ACGCACAUAUCCGCGCACGCAAUUAAUCCCUCCACGCCUUGCCUCUGUUGUCCAUCCAUGCCUGCCUGCCUGCUUGCCCCCUCUCUCUCUUACCUCUCCCGUUCUCUUGUCGUGCUCGUUCUUCUUCUGCCACCCACACCCACACACACACAAACCGCAACCACAAACCACAAAGCCCCAAGCAGCAAUACAGUACAGUACAAUACAGUACGCGCCCAACGAAUGCAUGCAAAAAGUGUCGAAGAAGAAAAAGCAAGGAAAGUGAUGAAGGCGUAAGUAAGAGCAAACUGGAGAAAGAGAAAGGAAGGACGGAGAAAUGAAAAAGAAAAAGGCAUAUGCGAAACGAAACGAAACGAACUGAAACGAACCGAACCGCAGAAAAGCUGACGAACAAAUGAGAUAGACGUGCCAAAUGAGUGACUUGAAGAAGAAGCUCACCACAACCCCUACGCAACCACAACCCACCAGCACCACAAACAGCAGCAUCGGCAUCGGCAUCGGCCAUAUCUACACCCCACUCCUCUCACCAACCCUACCCGCCCAAAUCAUUCAUCUAGAACGCCAAAAACACCGCCCCCAGCCCCAAGCUCAAGACGACGCUGCCAAGCGCCCCCCGCGCAGAAAGCAGCCGCAAGCCAUCCGCCGCGGCACCAGUAAACGUCUCGACGCCCUCUGCUGCGCCGCUGUUGUCGGCCGGAGGUGCGCCGCUGCCGUUGUCGUUGUCGCUAUCGUUGCCGGUGCCGGCGGGAGGAGUGUCCGCUUCUUCGUCAGCAGACUCGGACGAGGGGAAGUACGGGCUGUAUGCGUUGUCGGGAGGGGUGGGAGGGCCACCAGCGCCGGCAGGAGGGCCCCCAGCACCGGCGGGAGCACCCUCCUCGGCGCCGGCUGUCGCGGGCGUGUAGCUCGCGCCUGUGGGCGGGACGUCGGGGUUGCUUUCUGCGGCGGGAGCGCCACCGGGAACGCCAGCGGGAGGUCCCGAGGGAGGGCCGGAUGGGGGGCUGGGAGGUGGACCGCCGGCGCUGGGAGGGCCACCGGCGCCAGGAGCACCGCCUGCACUAGGAGGUCCGCCAGCACUAGGAGGGCCACCAGCAGGAGCGCCCUCAGAGGGAGCACCGGGAGCGCCGGCAGGAGGAGCACCAGAGGGAUGACCACCAGCACCAGGACCACCAGCACCCGCAGGACCACCCGCCUUCACCGGCGGCGCGCUCGCCCCGCCCUCACAAACAUUGAGCGUCUGGCCGGGCUCCAGAUUUGCGCACUCGGCAUCAAUAGCCGGGUUCAUGGCGCGCAGCUGCGCGAACGAGAGCCCGUACUCCUGCCCAAUGGUGUAGCAGUUGUCGCCGGGUGCGACCGUGUACGGCAUGAAUACGGGGCAGGAGGCAGUGCCAGCAGCACCGGGAUGGGGGCCUUGGCCCUCGGGGCGACCGGCCGGUCUGCCGUGCUCGCCUUGUGGGCCGCUGGUGGGAGGGGCGCCUUCGCCUUGGGGAGCGCCUGGAGCACCACCGUGAGGAGCACCGCCCUGGGGAGGCCCACCCUGAGGAACACCACCCUGAGGAGCACCACCUUGAGGAGCACCGCCCUGGGGAGGACCACCGUGAGGAGGCCCACCGUGAGGAGGCCCACCGUGAGGAGCACCGCCUUGAGGAGGACCACCUUGGGGAGCACCGUCUUGAGGAGGACCACCUUGUGGAGCACCACCGUGAGGAGCACCAGGAGCGCCCUCGCCCUCGGGACGGCCAAAGCUAGGCGGUUGCUGACCACCGGGACGACCGGGGGCGCCGAAUUCAGGAGCGCCGAAUUCAGGAGCGCCGAAUUCGGGAGCACCGCCAGUGGGCGGAGCACCGCCAGUAGGAGGAGAGCCACCAGCAGGAGGAGCGCCCUGGCCCUGGCCCUCAGGACGACCAAAGCCAGGAGCACCCGGAGCACCAGCACCAACACCCUCACCCUCGCCGCGAGGAGGACCGCCAAAGCCAGAUGGCGGACCGCCGUGGCCACUUGGACGGCCCUGUUCGCCAGAGGGAGCAGAGCCCUCGGGACCGGAGCCGCCGAAGGGAGGUCUGCCGAAAGGAGGUCUGCCGAAGCCUUGGUGGCCGGUGGGAGACUGUCCUUCGGGACCUUCGGGACCUUCAGGACGGCCGGAGCCCUCAGGACGACCCGACCCUUCAGGACCGCCAGGACCGCCAGGACCACCAAACCCGCCUGGACCACUGGGAUGACCGGAGCCUGCAGGACCUUCAGGACGACCCGGGCCGCCAAAGCCACCAGGACCACCAGGACGACCAGGACGACCAGAGCCUUCAGGACCUUCAGCACCUUCAGGACGACCCGGGCCGCCAAACCCACCCGGACCACCAGGACGACCAGAGCCUUCAGGACCUUCUUCAGCCUCAGGACCAAAGCCGGGUCUAGUAGCUCCACAAGGCCCGUGAGGACCGCCACAGGGGGGUUGGCCUUCGGGACCUUCAGGGCCCUCGGGGCCUUCGGGCCCGUUGGGGCCGUGAGGACCGUUAGAGCAUGGGUGGCCUGGGGGACAGGGGUGCCCAGUAGGACCGUUAGGGCCUUCAGGUCCUUCGGGACCUUCGGGGCCGUUGGGGCCAUUGGAGCAGGGGUGGCCAGGAGGACAACCGCCAGGACCUUCAGGGCCUUCAGGGCCUUCGGGACCGCUAGGACCUUGAGAACAAGGAUGCCCGGGGGGGCAGCCGUGAGGACCAGCAGGACCUUCAGGGCCUUCUGGACCGUUAGGACAAGGGUGACCUGGAGGGCAGCCGCCAGGACCUUCUGGACCUUCUUCGGGACCUUCAGGACCAGCAGGACCGUUAGGACAAGGGUGACCUGGAGGACAACCGCCAGGACCUUGGGGACCUUCGGGACCUUCAGGACCAGCAGGACCGUUAGGACAAGGGUGACCUGGAGGACAACCGCCAGGACCUUGAGGACCUUCGGGGCCUUCGGGACCAGCAGGACCACCGAAAGGCGGCCUGCCAAACGGCGGGCCACCUGCACCCGUCUCGACAGGAAAGCCGGGCCUCGGCCUGCCCCCCGGCCCCCGCCGACACCCGCCAUCGCCACAAGGCCUCGUAACCGUCGCAACAAGCGGCUCCUCGCCGCAGUGCCGGCACGUCUCCACCGCCUCCUCAAAGCCCUGCGGAAUAUAGCCCGGGUGGCGCUCAGGCGCGGCGCCACGGCACUCCUCGCGCACCUCGUAGUCCCGCGGCUCCAGCCCCGCCGGCCCCAUCGCGUCGUACCGCGUCGUGUACGUGUUCUGCCAGCGGGGAGCGCGGGCGCAGUCGCCGUGGCAGGGCGCGGGGAGGGUGAGGGGGACGGGCUCGUCGCCUUCGCACGCGUCGCAGAGCGCGGAGGUCACGAAGAAGCCCUCGGGGACGAAGUUGGGGUGGCGCGGGGAUUCGAGGUCGUUGUCGAGGUUGUCGGCGCAGAUGGUGUACACGACUGGGACGAGGCCGUCGCGCCCCAGCGUGAAGAAGACGGUUGUCGUGGUCGUGACGGUGACUUGGUUGGCUGCAUUGUCGGCGUUGUCGCCGUUAACGAGGUCCUCGUUGGUGCUGCCGUCGGGAUUGGACGACAUGACAAGGAGGUUCGUGUAGGUCGAGGUGACGGCGCCCGUCGUGGCAGUCGUUACGAGGGCCGUGACGGGGCGGCCGAGAGCGUCAGUGGUGACGACGGUCCUGACGACGUCGCUGGUGUACGACGACGUCGUCGUGCCCGUCGUCAACGAGGACCGGAUAAGUGCGGCCCCGGCGGUGGGCGUCGCCGUCGGCGUGUACGUCGACAUCGAGGUGUUGAGGACGAUGGCCGUCGGGAGCGUCACGACCUGGGUGGCCAGGCCGGUGGUCGUGGGCGGCGUGGUCGUGGCCGCGGGCUGCUGUUGCGGCGCUGCGUGGACAGCACCCGCCAGCGCGGGCACGAGUAGUUUUUUCCAGCUCAUGGAUGCGAUGCGAUGCGAUGGGACGAAAAGUAUUAAAACUGUGGAUUAGGUGUUUGAAUGCGAAGUAAAAACGAAAGUGAUUAUCAGACCGAAAGCCUGAGGUUGGGAUUAAACGAAAGUGUGUGAGGAUUGCCGGUUGUCGUCGAAGGAAAUCUAUCGUCGGAAGCCUGGAGACUGCAUCUGAGUGCGAUGAGGCUCCCCAUUUGUAUACGGCGCGGCCGGCCACGGAAUCCCACAUGUGUUUUGCAUUCCGUGAGCCUGGUGGGCAAACAUCAACAUGCUCUGUAGCGGAGUGGGUAUGAGGAAAUUAGCAAUGAGGUCCGGCUCCAUGACAGGCACGUGGUGGGCCGUC
Messenger RNA from Aplosporella prunicola CBS 121167, 4295 nucleotides. RefSeq lists its product as uncharacterized. The transcript has a single exon. The record is from RefSeq and is a predicted model, not a curated record. Lineage: Eukaryota; Fungi; Ascomycota; Dothideomycetes; Botryosphaeriales; Aplosporellaceae. Bases 413 to 3928 code for a protein of 1171 amino acids.